This is a messenger RNA of Myripristis murdjan (pinecone soldierfish), 5973 nucleotides long. RefSeq lists its product as uncharacterized. Gene Ontology annotation, biological process: DNA integration. NCBI's taxonomy places the organism in Eukaryota, Metazoa, Chordata, Actinopteri, Holocentriformes, Holocentridae. The coding region runs from base 537 to 5219 and encodes 1560 amino acids. The record is from RefSeq and is a predicted model, not a curated record. Gene Ontology annotation, molecular function: nucleic acid binding; zinc ion binding. The transcript has a single exon.
UCCCCUCACUAAGCAGGUGCACAGCUCCAUUAUGUACACCCCAAACACAUAUAUAUAUAUCAGAUUAAGAUGUGUUGUUUAUGCAGUUGUAGUGAUUGUGAUUGUGGCAGUCUGCUAAAGAUGGAUCCUAUUUAGGGGAUUGGUACACACACACACAAUUGGGUUAUUUUCAGAUGUUUUCUUUUGUUAUGUUGUGAAUUUGGUCCUGAUCUCUCUCUCUCUCUCUGAGGUGGUGCUUGAGAUCAACAUUCUCAUGGAGGCGCGCCCAUGAGAGGGUUGCUGAUGAGGAUCUGGUGUGCGCAAUCAGCCUCAUUGGAGCAAACCAAAUGAACUGAAGGGAGGGGGGGAGGUUGGGAAGGAGUUAUUUUGUUGAUUUAUUUGUUUAGUUUAUUUGUCUAUUUGUUUAGUUGGUAAAGAUUUAGUACAUCUGUUUGGUGUAACAUUUAAAUAUGUUUAUAUUGUUUUGUGGGUGAAGGGUGUAAGGACUUUGUAUCUGUAAAUAUUGUAUAUUGUAAACUUAAAUAUCACCCCUUUUGAUGUUGCCAGUGGUAGGGGAUGGGGACUAUAUAUAUAUGGGGUGUUGGUCCUUGUUUUUUGGCUUGUCUACCCUGGUGUCUGUACCUGUUUCCAUGCUGCAAAGAAGUAAACGACAGAGCUCUGUUGCAAUUUGGGUCCUGUGCUUAUUCUUGCUGGCUGUACAGCUCAGUAGCCGCUGCCAAUCCUGGUGGAGUAAGGGACAGCGUACCAUCGAAACCUUACAUUUGGUGUCAGAAGUGGGAUACGGCGCUGCUGUUCUGAGUGCACACCAUACGGAAGUGAACAUGGGCCCCAAGCAUCAUCAUAAGGUCGUCAAGAUGGGUGAAGCUGCACCAGUGGAGAGCCGGGAGGAGGGUGCUACAGGGGGGCCGCCUGUAGGUUUGCAGUCCGGGGAGGAACCACCGGUGUCAGCAGAUAUGAACUCUAUUUUCAGUAUGGUGCAAAGAUGUCUUCAGUUCCAGAGUGACCUGAGAGAAAGGUGGGACAGAGAGACUGUAAAACAAGAACAGAGAUGGCGGCAGAUGCAGGUGCAAGUCAAUAACCUCAGAGACGAGGUAGAGACACAGCAGAGAGUUGAACCUCAGCCCCAGCCAGGGCCCUCUUCACAGCGGCCAGCCGAGCCAUUCCUUUCAUCCCCGGCCAGGAGCGAGCCAGCAGCAAGGGGCUGGGCUCAGACAGCUGUUCCCAAGUUGGAGGAGGGGGAUGAUAUUGAACAGUAUUUAACCACCUUUGAGCGCCUGGCAGCAGCUUACCAGUGGCCAGAGGUGGACUGGGCUGUGAGAUUGGUGCCAUAUCUUACUGGCAAAGCCCGUGCAGCGUAUGUGGCCAUGGCUGCUGAUGACACAUUGGACUAUAAAAUGGUGAAAGAGGCCAUUUUAACAAAAUAUGAAAUCAAUGAAGAAGUGUAUCGACAACGGUUCAGAGAGCCUGACAUCCAGCCUGGGGAGACCCCGCGGGAGUUCUACAAUCGGCUCAGAGACCUGUAUCAGAAGUGGAUGCAGCCUGAGAAGAAAACCAAGGAGCAGGUUGGUGAGGUUCUCAUUCUUGAGCAGUUCUAUCGCUCCCUGUCUCCGGAACUCAGAGUGUGGGUCAAAGAGCGCAAUCCAACUUCUGCACGAGAGGCAGCUGAGCUGGUGGAGAAUUUCCUUGCUGCUAGACGGGGGCCAAAGACCUUCCGGUAUGAUCUGCAACAGAAGGCCAGUGGCAUGCAGGGUAAGUCUGUGGGGCCAGGUGUGGGCGGUGGUCUGGGUCAAGUCGCAGGGUCAGUUAAACAUAUAGAAAAAAAUGUUGCCCCUAGUAAGCCUAAGCCUUCAGGGAAGUUACCUGUGUGUUAUUUCUGUGGCCAGGAGGGACAUAUCAAGCCAGAGUGUCCAUCCAGGAAAGCCAAAUCCGCCUAUUUAUGUACUUUGCCACGGCCAAGCCAUGCAGAGGUUAAGUGUGAGGGUAAACAGCAGCUGACAGAGGUUAACAUUAAUGGGAAGCCAGCCCAAGCACUUUUAGACACAGGUAGUGAACAAACAUUAGUACACCCCUCAGUGUUAAAUGACCAGUGCCUGUUGGGGGGCCCAGGCCUUGAUAUUUCUUGUGUGCAUGGGGAUCACCGGACCUAUCCAACUGCAGCAGUGUAUGUAGAAGUGGCAGGCCAGACCUAUCUGUUAACAGUGGGGGUAGUGAGAAAUUUAGCCCAUCAGGUUAUAUUGGGUCAGGAUAUUCCCAUUCUGCAGGAGUUAGUCCAGUCAUGCAAGCCAGUCUGUGUGGUAACAAGGUCUCAGAAGCAGGCUCAGGAAGUGUGGGAGGGGGACAGUGCAGGGAGCCAGGUUGAGCCAGACAGAGUGAGGCAAGGCCAGCGGCAGGUUUCCCUGAAUCCAGUUCCUGUUGAGCCGAACCCUUUUUCAGAGUUGCCCUACUUUGAGUGUGACAUGCCUAAUCAGAGCUCUGCUAAAGUAAGGAAGAGCAAGCGUCAGAGAAGACAGGAGAAAAUGUCAGGCACGGCCAGAGUGGGGUCAGUGGGGUGGCCAGAUCUGGAGGGAUGUAAUGUUGACUUGCCUGGGGAUUUCAAGCAGUUGCAGGGACAGGAUGAGACCCUACAGGGUGCUUUUGAGCAAGCAGUGUCAGUGGAGGAGGGUCAAGCAGCCGGGGACCCAGAUAGGGAAGGUUAUCUCCUCAGGGAGGGGUUGCUUUUUCAUAAAUCUAGAGAGGUUGAGGCAGAGAGGUUAGUUGUGCCCCGGGUUCUCAGGGAGCAGGUGCUGAAGCUAGGCCACAGCAUUCCAUGGGCGGGACACUUGGGCUUCAGAAAGACCUAUGAGAGGAUUGCCAGCAGGUUUUACUGGGCAGGUGUUCACAGGGAGGUGCAGGAUUACUGCCAGUCUUGUUCAGUGUGUCAGCUGUCAGGAGGCAAAAAUGUUCCCAAGUUUCCACUGCAACCACUCCCCAUCAUAGAUGUCCCCUUCAGUAGAAUAGCCAUGGAUAUUGUAGGGCCACUAGAGAGAACACAGGCAGGGAACCGGUUCAUUCUGGUGGUGUGUGACUACAGCACCCGUUACCCAGAAGCUUUUCCCCUCAGGGAUGUCACCGCAAAGCAGAUAGCCUAUGCACUCCUCCAGUUGUUCUCUAGGGUAGGAAUCCCCUCAGAAAUACUGACAGACCAGGGAACCAACUUCCUGUCAAAUACUCUUAAGCAGGUCUACAGGAUGUUAGGCAUUAAGAGUAUCCGGACCACCCCCUACCACCCCCAGACUGAUGGCCUGGUGGAACGGUAUAACAGAACUUUGAAAAGCAUGCUUAAGAAGUUCAUCUCAUCCAAUGGCAAGGACUGGGACAGGUGGCUGCCUUACCUUCUUUUUGCCUAUAGGGAGGUGCCGCAAGUGUCGACUGGGUUCUCACCAUUUGAGCUUUUGUACGGCAGGCAGGUGAGGGGCCCCCUUGAUGUUCUUCAGGAGGCCUGGGUCAGCCAAAAGGCCGGGAGCUCAAACAAUGUGCUCGCCUAUGUCCUCCGGAUGAGGGAGAAGAUGGAGGAGGUAACCAAGAUGGUGAGGAAGCGGAUGGAGAGAGUGCAGCGUGGCCAGCAAACCUGGUAUGACAAGGGUGCCAGGGAGAGGUCCUUUGAACCGGGCCAGCAGGUACUUUUGCUUCUUCCCACAGUGGAGAACAAGUUGCUGGCAAAAUGGCAGGGGCCAUACUCCAUUGUCAGGAAGCUUAGCUCCACCACCUAUGAGAUUGAGAUGCCGGAGAGGAGAAACCCGAGGCAGGCAUUUCACAUCAAUCUGCUGAAGGAGUGGAAAACCCGGGAACCUCCACCCAGUCAGCAGUUGUUUGUCCGGGCAGUGAAAGAGGAGGAGGAUGCGGAGGGUGAGUUCACACCUACGAUUCACUCUACUGCCUCACUUGAUCUCUCUCAUCUCUCUCUGACCCAGCAGCAGGAGUUGGAGGCCAUUAUCCCACCAGAUCUUUUCCAGGAGAAGCCAGGAACAACAGAUCUGGUGAAACAUGACAUCCAUUUGAAGGACAGCACCCCCAUCAGGCAGAGAAUGUAUCGGAUUCCGGAGAGGAUGGUCCCAGUGCUGAUGGAGGAGAUUGAGGUCAUGCUGGAGCUGGGUGUGAUAGAGCCUUCCACCAGCGAGUGGAGCAACCCAGUGGUUCUGGUAAUCAAGAAAGAUGGAAGCAUUCGCUUCUGCAUCGACUUCAGAAAGGUAAACGCCCAAUCUGACUUUGAUGCUUAUCCAUUACCAAGGCUGGAUGAUCUCAUAGAGCAAGUGGGCCAAGCCAGGUUCAUCAGCACACUGGAUCUCUGUAAGGGAUACUGGCAGGUUCCCCUUACAGAGGCUGCAAAACCUCUCACUGCUUUCAGAACUCCCCAGGGACUGUGGCAGUUCACCAAGAUGCCUUUUGGACUCCAGGGGGCUCCAGCCACAUUUCAGAGGCUGAUGAACAGGGUCCUGUCAGGUAUGGGAACAUUCUGUGCAGCUUACCUUGAUGAUAUUGUCAUCUACAGCAACUCAUGGCAGGAACAUCUCACCCAUCUGAAGGAGGUCCUGCAGAGGAUCAAGCAGGCUGGCUUGACAAUCAACCCCCGGAAGUGCGCUUUGGCAAGGCAGGAGCUCCAGUAUCUUGGCCACAUUCUGGGCGGGGGUGUCAUCAAGCCAGUGAAGGACAAAGUGGUGGCAGUCAAAGCAAGAGAAAGACCAACCACCAGGAAGCAGGUCAAAUCCUUUCUGGGCUUGGUGGGGUGGUAUCGACGGUUCAUCAGGGAUUUCUCUGCCAGAGCUGCACCACUUUCUGAUCUCACCAGUACAGCCAAGACCAAGAUUGUCUGGGGAGAGGAACAGGAGAGGGCAUUCCAGGACCUGAAGGAGGCUCUGUGCCAGGAGCCUGUGCUCCAGAGCCCUAACUUCAGCUUGCCGUUCACUGUCCAGACGGAUGCCUCUCACAGGGGAAUCGGCGGUGUGCUUCUGCAAGGAGAAGGAGAGGACAACAAGCCGGUGGCCUACAUCAGUAGGAAACUCUUCCCCCGGGAGACCAGAUACUCAGCCGUGGAGCUGGAGUGCUUGGCCGUCAAGUGGGCAAUUGACUCCUUCAGCCCUACCGGUUCUGCAUCCGCCAUGUACCAGGGAAGCAGAACACCGUGGCUGACUUUUUGUCUCGCAGCGAGCACCGCGAGCCAUCCGAAGGGGAGGGAAAUGUGAGGGAGCUGCAGGCAUCCCCUCACUAAGCAGGUGCACAGCUCCAUUAUGUACACCCCAAACACAUAUAUAUAUAUCAGAUUAAGAUGUGUUGUUUAUGCAGUUGUAGUGAUUGUGAUUGUGGCAGUCUGCUAAAGAUGGAUCCUAUUUAGGGGAUUGGUACACACACACACAAUUGGGUUAUUUUCAGAUGUUUUCUUUUGUUAUGUUGUGAAUUUGGUCCUGAUCUCUCUCUCUCUCUCUGAGGUGGUGCUUGAGAUCAACAUUCUCAUGGAGGCGCGCCCAUGAGAGGGUUGCUGAUGAGGAUCUGGUGUGCGCAAUCAGCCUCAUUGGAGCAAACCAAAUGAACUGAAGGGAGGGGGGGAGGUUGGGAAGGAGUUAUUUUGUUGAUUUAUUUGUUUAGUUUAUUUGUCUAUUUGUUUAGUUGGUAAAGAUUUAGUACAUCUGUUUGGUGUAACAUUUAAAUAUGUUUAUAUUGUUUUGUGGGUGAAGGGUGUAAGGACUUUGUAUCUGUAAAUAUUGUAUAUUGUAAACUUAAAUAUCACCCCUUUUGAUGUUGCCAGUGGUAGGGGAUGGGGACUAUAUAUAUAUGGGGUGUUGGUCCUUGUUUUUUGGCUUGUCUACCCUGGUGUCUGUACCUGUUUCCAUGCUGCAAAGAAGUAAACGACAGAGCUCUGUUGCAAUUUGGGUCCUGUGCUUAUUCUUGCUGGCUGUACAGCUCAGUAGCCGCUGCCAAUCCUGGUGGAGUAAGGGACAG